Messenger RNA from Medioppia subpectinata, 521 nucleotides. The record is from the annotation of a GenBank genome assembly. NCBI's taxonomy places the organism in Eukaryota, Metazoa, Arthropoda, Arachnida, Sarcoptiformes, Oppiidae.
AGUUUAUGUAUAUAAGAGAUUCAAAAUAUUAUAAUUUCAAUACAAACGAAAACAUUUGUAAUUAAUAUAACUUUUGACUUAAAAUUAACUAAACUUUUAAUUCUCUCCAAACAUGCGUUCAUUGAUUGCUGUUUUGACUCUACUUUUCGUUGUCUUCACUAUUGGUGAAAUGGCUGUAACUCAACAUUUCUCAAACACUAUUCCAAAAUCCACUGACAAUUUCAAAGCAGCGUUUGAUAAAGACUUUAAACAGGGCUUAAAUGUGAGCACUUAUGAUGUGAAUGGUAACGACUGUUGGGUGUGUUCGAGUCCCUGCUCUAUGAUCUACUGUUGUGAUGACGGGUACCCCCAGUGCUGUGUUGUGGGCGGCUAUUGUGCCUGUUGUUCACAUUAACCUAACUAUAAUUCACUGAAUAUUAAAUUUAUGAAUUUGUAAAUUAAAUCUUUUUUAAUAAAUACUAAUUUUGUAAAUCAAACCAAAUUAUCCAAAUGUUAUUUAAUAUUUAAACUCCAAAAAUAAA